AUGUCUUACACAGAGCUAGAUAUUGCCGAGUCUUAUGAUGAUCCAAUAUUGACUCUCGCCAGAGACGCAAACCUAAAUAAGGAAAAGGGAAAAACGGCCAAACUUUUGCUGAUGAUCCAAGGUUUUCCUAUUGCUGAACGUAAAGUUUCUCGGCUAUGCAAUUUGAGUUUGAGUAUACUUCAAGCCCUAGAGAAGAUAGACCUCAAUUUGAAGAAUUGGGCUUUCAUGUCCUUGGACAUAAACUCCACUAACCAUUUUGAUAAUGCAAACCCAGAUGAAAUCAAAAUAUUCAACACAAAUGUUAGUUUGCGUGUUAUAUCCUCUUGUCAAGAGCUCACAGUUAAACUCAACAAGAUAACAGCAGACAUAGACUUUAUUACAAACGCCCUGAGAUCAUUGUCUCCAAUAGAGUAUAUCAGUGAUAGUGGCACGCUUCUAACGACACUUACGUUGCGAAGCAUCAAACUUAAGGACGAACUUCGAGACAAAGUGACAAUUGCAUACCUGAAGGCCAAACUUAUAACGAUCGGAAGUGAUCUAGAAUCCAUGUUGGCCGAUAAUCCCAAUGAUGAAAGCGCAACAGUUGCAUCUUACAAGCAAUUUGUUGUUAGUUUGCUCAACCAGCUAAAUAAGGCGAUUGAGGUGGACAAUACGGAAGACAGAAAUGAGUGUCUUGCUGUCAUUAGCGAUAUGGAACAGAUGUUUGAAGUCUUCAAACUAGAAAGAGCACUGCAAAAGCAAGCAUCAGAUUCGUCAGAUCUUGUUCCUGCGUCUCAAGAACCUGUGAAACUAGAGCCGGAUUUCUCUCUGAGUCCUUCCAAAUUCGAUUACUCCGACGAGUACGAGUCUUCCGAUGAAGCUUCCACUUCUCAAUCCAUGUCGCUGCAUACACAGCCUACGGUACACUCUAUCACAAAGCAUUCUCUUUCGAGGUCGCCUGAUCUGUCGUAUGUCUCUAAACGACGCGAAUCUCUUUCUUCCUUUACAUCUGCCAGCAUUCUACACAAGUCUACAAUUUCAGAAGAGCUACCCUAUCUUAUGUCUGCAUUUAAUCUGGCAAAAACACUCGAGGAAGAUGUGCAUCAUUUCAAGGAGAAGGAAAAGGAAAAAGAAAAAGAAACACCGCAGAAGCUGGUUAGCGAAGUACCAUCUACUCCCACGCCCAAACAUUUUAUUCCUCACAAGGCACAUCUCCCAAAUACGCUGUUGUAUUCUGAUAGCAGGAUUAUUCAAAAACCUCUUUCUUCUCCCGGUGCAUAUUUGUAUGCCAACAACUCGUUGCUUUCGAAGUUGGGUAUUAAGCCCCAAGUGAUCUCAGCCGAUGUACCAAGACAAUUGAGUGAUAGUACUUUUGUCAACCGGUCUUCGCAAAGCCAGCUACCUAGUCCUGGAUCGCCUCCGUAUGGCUAUGGAUCCGCUCUUCUUAAUGGGAAGAAGGACGACAAAGAGAAUGCUGACGAAAGACCACCAUUGACAAAAGAGAAUCUCGAAUCUCACACCGUCUCUUCAUUGGUUCUCACCGAUGCGUUGCAUGCUGAUUUUGUGGAGUAA
This is a messenger RNA of Clavispora lusitaniae ATCC 42720, 1551 nucleotides long. RefSeq lists its product as uncharacterized. The record is from RefSeq and is a predicted model, not a curated record. Lineage: Eukaryota; Fungi; Ascomycota; Pichiomycetes; Serinales; Metschnikowiaceae.